CCUAAAACGACCAUUCAACGCAUUUUUGUUGUUCUCUUCUUCAUUCUCCAUCUGCGCAUCUCCCACUCUCUCUAACUCCCUUUAUCUUCUCGAUUAAUUUCACUCAGAAAAAUGUUGACUGAAACUCCGUUUAGGCCACGAGAGAAGCUUCUUGAGAAGCAGAGGCUGUUCCAGAGCAUCCAAAGGCACACUUACCUCAAAGGACCAAUGGACAAGGUCACCUCCGUUGCCAUUCCUCUUGCCUUGGCUGCAUCUGCUCUCUACAUGAUUGGAACAGGAAUCUACAACAUGUCGAAUGGAAUCGGGAAGAAGGAAUAAGCAAAAACAACAGCUUCUUCUUCUUUCUUCUUUCCUUUUUUUUACGCUUUGGGAGGUUUUUUUUUUCUCUGUGUAUCCAGUGGCUAGCAUGAUAGGUUGCAGACUAAAGGUUGCACUGGUCUUUUUCUUGCAUUUUGCCAAAUAAUUGCAGCAGACAAUGUCGAAAGAUAAAAAGAUGUUUGGUGGAAUAAAGUUCCAUGAGUUUGGAAAGUU
Messenger RNA from Raphanus sativus (radish), 531 nucleotides. RefSeq lists its product as uncharacterized. Lineage: Eukaryota; Viridiplantae; Streptophyta; Magnoliopsida; Brassicales; Brassicaceae. Bases 112 to 318 code for a protein of 68 amino acids. The transcript is spliced from 3 exons. The record is from RefSeq and is a predicted model, not a curated record.